AUGAGACCGUGCCAGAGCCAGUGGCCUUACCAGCCCUGGGCCAGUCUCCUGGACAGCCCCCAACCUGGCUUGAUAAGCCACUCAGUAAAAACACUUUGCUGCAAGAAGGUGGAGGGUCGCUAUAUCGUGGGCCCCAGGUCCCUGAAGGGAGGAAACGCAGGGGCCCAAACCCAGCUGGACCUGCAGAGGGAUAAGUGGUUGGGAGACAGUCCCGCUAUGGUCCAGGCAGAUUGGAGGCUCCUCCUGCCUGAGGGUGAGGUCGAUCCUCACGCCGUGGUAGCCCUGCUCUGCGGCUCAGCCGUAGCGGUGCUGGUGUGGCAACGGGUGGGGCAGAGACAGAUCCAGAAGAAGAUGGACCAGGCAAGGAGGACUCAGGAUCUCAGUCUAGAACGAAUGGAAGAGGUGGCUCGGCGGUUUAAACAGCAGAACCCAGGGAUACAGGCUGGUCACAUCCUCUCCCUGCCACUUGUGGAGCUGGCUGAGAAACUGAAGGAAGGUUCCCUCUCUCCAGAGAGCGUCCUCUAUACGUACAUAGAUCGGGCCUUGGAGGUGACCCAGGAGGUGAACUGUGUGACAGAUUUUAUGCAAGGCUGUGAGGAGCAAUUGUGGGAAGUGCAAAGGAAGAAGGAGAGAGGGUUACUAUAUGGAAUUCCCGUCAGCAUCAAGAAUCACAUUGGCUGCAAGGGUCACGUCUCCAGCGGUGGCUUGGUGCAAUUUCUCGGCAGAGCGGAGGAAGAGGACAGCGUGAUAGUCCAGGUUUUGAAGAGGCAGGGGGCGAUUCCAUUUGUGAAAACCAAUGUCCCGCAGAGCAUGAUAAACUAUGACUGCAGCAACUUGAUCUAUGGCCAGACGGUGAAUCCGCUGAACCACAAGAAAAGCCCCGGCGGCUCCUCCGGAGGGGAGGGGGCGCUGAUUGCCGGAGGAGGGUCCAUCCUGGGCUUUGGGACAGAUGUCGCUGGAAGCAUCCGCCUGCCAUCGAGCUUCUGCGGGCUGUGCGGGCUCAAACCGACUGGCAACAGGCUGAGUACCCAUGGUUUCGCCAGUCCUAUAGCCGGCAUGAAAUCAGUUACAGGAACGGUCGGGCCAAUGGCGAGGGACGUGGACAGCCUGGCUCUGUGCACGAGAGCACUCCUGUGUGAUGACAUGUUCUGCCUGGACCCCACCGUGCCACCCCUGCCCUUCAAUGAGGAGGUGUACUCCAGUUCAGUCUCUCUUCGGAUCGGGUAUUACGACGGAGACGGCUAUUUCCAGCCCUCGCCCAGCAUGAGACGGGCUGUCUAGGAAAUCAAAAAGCUUCUCCAGGAGGCAGGGCAUACGCUGGUCCCCUUCACCCCCCCUCGGAUUGAUUACAUGGUGGAUGAGCUUUUCACCAGAGGCCUCUUUUCUGAUGGAGCUGCAAAUCUGUUGGACAAAUUCAAAGGGGACAUUGUGGAUCCGACCCUGAAAUCGCAGAUCAACUGUUACCGUCUUCCCAUUCUGGUGAAGAAGAUUCUGGCCCUCAUCUUAAAGCCUGUGUAUCCACGAAUCGCCAGAAAUCUGAACGCGCUGUGUGGAGUGGGCUAAGUGGCUCUAUCAGCAAAAAGCCUUUGGAAGCAUCACGUUGCAGUGGCGGCUUACCGUACAGAAUUCAUUGCUAAAUGGAGGAAGCUGGAGCUGGAUGUUAUGCUGUGUCCUGCUUUGGGUCCAGCGUUUAACAAGGGCUAUCCUGGGAAGCUAUUGGCUGCUACUUCCUACACCAAUUUAUACAACGUCUUGAACUUCCCCGCUGGGGUUGUGCCGGUCAGCGUCGUCACGGAGGCUGACGAAGAAGAGCUGAAGAAUUACAGAGGGCACUAUGGCGACCCCUGGGAUAAGAGGCUGAGAGAGGCUGUAGAAGGAGCCGUGGGGCUGCCUGUCGCCGUUCAGUGCGUGGCUCUGCCAUGGCAGGAGGAGCUGUGUCUGCGGUUCAUGAAGGAGGUGGAGAUGCUCACUUGUGAGAAGAAGAGGAACGUGGGACCCACUGAUGAUGGUGACACUAAUGAUUUGAACUUAUAAACCAAGUCACCUUCGACUAAGACAUGAAAUAAUGUGAGGACACCCCUGUGAAUUGGACUGUUUCCCUUAGUGGUUAAUAAACCUUUUCAAAAGCCGCUUCUCCUCGUUAACAAUUCAGCCAACGCCUGACUCUGUGCAAUCAGUGCUUCAUUUGCCUGUGUUCAAUUUUUAACCAAAGGGUGAGAGAAGAGCAAAAAAGGAUCAAAAUCUUGCUGAAGGAUAAUGAGCAGCAGGAAAACAAA
Molecule: messenger RNA, 2276 nt
Organism: Gopherus flavomarginatus (Mexican gopher tortoise)
Lineage: Eukaryota; Metazoa; Chordata; Testudines; Testudinidae
Product: vitamin D3 hydroxylase-associated protein-like
Exons: 17
Biological process (GO): fatty acid catabolic process
Molecular function (GO): fatty acid amide hydrolase activity; amidase activity
Source: RefSeq, a predicted model, not a curated record